Molecule: messenger RNA, 2266 nt
Organism: Labrus bergylta (ballan wrasse)
Lineage: Eukaryota; Metazoa; Chordata; Actinopteri; Labriformes; Labridae
Source: RefSeq, a predicted model, not a curated record
CAAAACGGACAGCUCCGUGGUGCUGAAAUUCGUACGAAUGUCAAGUAGCACAUUUUAGCUGUUAAAUGCAGCAAACGCUUUGGGGAUUUAAAUUGAACAGAUAUGUUUUGAAGGACACUUUCAAUGGAUUAUGCCAAUUAGUGGAAACACGCCUUACAUCGACUGAUGUACGUCAUACGGUGAAUAGUUUGAGAACAAAGGGUCCGUUUUGACAAUGCGGUCAUACAAAAGGUACGUGUUGAUGGUUAUUAUUUCGUCUACCAUUUGUUAUGUAUCAACAUCAGUAAAUCAUUACUCCAUUCCCGAGGAAAUGAAAGAAGGAUCCGUUGUCGCAAACCUUGCCACCGACCUGGGCCUGGAUGUUAAAACACUGAAUCAGCGAAAGAUGAGACUCGACAUCAUCGCGAGUAAAAAAUAUCUCGAUGCAAACAGAGAGACUGGUGAACUAUAUGUUGUUGAAAAGAUCGACAGAGAAUACAUAUGUCCAGCAAAGUCAUCUUGCUAUCUAAGACUGGAGGUAAUACUGGAAAACCCGGUGCGAAUCUUUAACAUAGAAGUCGAAAUUUUAGAUAUUAACGACAACGCCCCACAGUUCAGAAGAGACAUUAUCCACUUAGACAUAUCUGAAGCUACGCCAAAAGGAGAAAGAUUCUCUCUCAGUAAUGCAGUGGAUCCUGAUGUCGGAAGCAAUUCAGUAAAAACAUACCAUCUAAGUGAAAGUGAAUAUUUCAAUAUUGAAGUCCAGACGGGAAGAGAAGGAACAAAGUUUGCAGAUUUGAUAUUAAAAAAGGCCUUAGACAGAGAGAAACAGGCUGUUCAUAAUUUAAUCCUCACAGCUGUAGAUGGAGGAAUACCUCCUCGGUCUGGUACUGCAAGUGUUAUUAUUCGUGUUUUAGACACAAAUGACAACGCUCCAACGUUUGACAAAGUAAUUUAUAAUAUAAACAUUAUGGAAAAUUCUCCCAUUGGGAGCCUUGUUAUCCAUCUUAAUGCCACAGACUUAGAUGAGGGAUCAAAUUCUGAUGUAGCAUACUCAUACAGUUUAUAUACAUCAGAGAAAACACAAGAAACAUUUCAUCUGAAUCCUUCCACUGGUGAAAUUACUGUUAAAGGAAUGUUGAAUUAUGAAGACUUCAGGAUUUAUGAUAUGGAAGUUAUAGCAACAGACAAAGGAGCCAACAGUUUGUCAGGACAAUGUACCAUAAAGAUUCUGGUGGAAGACAUGAAUGACAACCACCCAGAAAUAUCUAUUAAGUCAUUUCAGAGUCCAGUCAAUGAAAACAUAGAAUUAGACACAGUCAUAGCUGUAGUUAGUGUCAGUGACAAAGACUCAGGUGACAAUGGGGUGGUUGAUCUUCACAUUCCUGAUAAUAUGCCUUUCAAACUGAGGGAGUCCUCUGAUAACUAUUAUGAAUUAGUGGUGUCAGAGCCGUUAGACCGUGAGAAGGUCCCAGAAUAUGACAUCACUUUCACUGUGACAGACAGAGGUUCUCCUCCUUUAUCUGACAAUGAAACUAUGACGUUAGAGCUGCUGGAUGUGAAUGACAAUGUACCUCAGUUCUCUCAGUCAUUUUACACGAUACGUGUGAUGGAGAAUAACGCACCUGGGGCCCUGCUCAGCUCCCUCACUGCCUUUGACCCUGACCUCCAUGAAAACCAGUAUCUAGUUUAUUUCAUCCUCGAGAAGGAGAUAGCCAACACCUCCAUGUCCAUGCUGUUCUCCAUCAACCCAGAGAACGGCAAUCUUUACGCACUGAAAACUUUUGACUAUGAGAUCGAGAAGGAUUUUCUUUUCCACAUCGAGGCCAGAGACUCUGGCUCUCCUCCACUCAGCAGUAACGUCACGGUCCACAUCAUCAUUGUGGACCAGAACGACAACGCUCCGGUCAUUGUGUCUCCGUGGCGAGCGCACGGCUCGGUGGUGGAGGAAAAGAUCCCCAGGUCCACCGAAAAAGGCUCUCUGGUUGCCAAGGUGAUAGCCUUAGACACAGACUCGGUGCACAACUCUCGGAUUACCUACCAGUUUCUACAGGUGACUGACGCCACCUUGUUCAGUCUGGACCAGUACAACGGAGAGAUCCGGACUAUGAGGAUGUUCAGCUACAGAGAUCCGCGCCACCAGAGACUGGUUGUUAUUGCUAAAGACAACGGGGAGCCCGCUCUGUCUGCUACAGUCACCAUCAAACUGUCCACAAUGGAGACUGCAGUUAAGGCCUUCUCUGACAUGACUGAAGUACCUCUGGAGUACGACAUCUUCUCAGACCUG